Nannospalax galili (Upper Galilee mountains blind mole rat) is the source of this 1711-nucleotide messenger RNA. RefSeq names its product erythropoietin (gene Epo). Lineage: Eukaryota; Metazoa; Chordata; Mammalia; Rodentia; Spalacidae. Gene Ontology annotation, cellular component: extracellular region. The transcript is spliced from 7 exons. The record is from RefSeq and is a predicted model, not a curated record. Gene Ontology annotation, molecular function: erythropoietin receptor binding; hormone activity; cytokine activity. Bases 1 to 897 code for a protein of 298 amino acids.
AUGCAGAUAACAUCCCCGACCCCCGGCUGGAGCCAGUGUCCCCAGACCAACCCUGGCCAGUCGCUGUGUCCCGCCGUCCUCCCAAACGGACCCUUGGCCAGGGCCGCCGUGUCCCGGCUCUGCCCGCACCCCCUGGAUGAGGACUCGCGGCAUGGACACCGGCCCAGCUCAGGGUCGCUGAGGGGCCCCGCCAGCCAGGCCUGGAGAUGGGGGUGCCUGCUAUUGGCCCCGGGAGGUGGCUGGGUUCUAGGACCUGCGACUCGCCCAGGAUCAGGGAAGAGAGAGGGGGUGGGGCAGCCUCCACGUGCACGCAGGGUUUGGGGAGCCCCCGACUGUCUCGCGCUGCCGCUCUUGGUGACCUUUCUACUGCUUUCUCUGGGCCUCCCAGUCCUCGGUGCCCCCCCACGGCUCAUCUGUGACAGCCGAGUUUUGGAGAGGUACAUCCUGGAGGCCAAAGAGGCAGAGAAUAUCACGAUGGGCUGUGCAGAAGGUCCCAGAUUCAAUGAGAAUUUCACAGUCCCAGACACCAAAGUCAACUUCUAUGCCUGGAAGACGAUGGGGGUAGAAGAACAGGCUGUAGAGGUCUGGCAAGGCCUGUCUCUGCUCUUUGAAGCCAUCCUGCGGGCCCAGGCUGUGCUAGCCAAUUCCUCCCAGCCAUCAGAGAUGUUACAACUACAUGUAGACAAAGCCAUCAGUGGCCUUCGAAGCCUCACCUCCUUGCUACGGGCGCUGGGAGCACAGAAGGAAGCCAUAUCGCCUCCAGACACCACCCAAGUGAUUCCACUCCGAAGAUUCACAGUGGAUACUUUCUGUAAACUCUUCCGAAUCUACUCCAAUUUCCUCCGGGGAAAGCUGAAAUUAUACACAGGGGAGGCCUGCAGGAGAGGGGACAGGUGACCUGGGACUGGUCCACUUGGGUGCGUGCAUCCACCAACUCACUCACUGUCACUGCCUGUGUCACGCCAAUCUUCCAUCACUCCCAAUCCCCAUCGAGGGGGCUGCUAGCUCCUCAUCAGCCUGCUCUGUGGACACUCCAGUGAUGUCUCCGGGGAAGCCAGAGGAAUUUUCCAGCGCUCCAUUCUGAAAUCUACAGAUGUCACAGGGCCUGAGGCCACCAGAGCAGAAGAGAUUCACACAACCAGCUAAACAGCUUGGGUUGGUUUUUUGUUUGUUUUUAGAGACAGGGUUUCAUGUAGCCCAGUCUGACCUCAAAUUCACUAUGUAGCUGAGGAUGACUUUGAGCUCCUGAUAUUUCUACUUCCAUUUUCUGCGUGGUGGGAUUGCGGAUGUGCUUUACAUACCCAGUUUAUGGGUAUGCUGGGAAUGGAACCCAGUGCUUUGUGUCUGCUAGGCGAGCACUCUACCAACUGAACUAUGUCCUUGGCUCCUGGAGACCAGCUUAUAACUCAGGGACAAAGACAGCUAAACUCACUUGGUGCCUUGCAGAACUGUGACCCUCCCCCAGGACAAGCUUGGAGCCAGUCUUUGUGGCACCUAGGAAGGGUAAAGGGACUAAUGGACCAGAGAACUUAGGUGUUCAGGCAUGAAGACUCCCGGUUUCAUGGGGACUCCCCUGACAACAUGAGCACCCCUGGACAAAUGCUGAGGCUGGAGCCAUGAAGAUAAAAUGACACCUGACUCCAGGCUUUCGUGGGGAGGGGAAGGGGUUCUAAGUUUUGUGUAUUUUUAAAACACCACUGGCAAAAGCUAA